Peronospora farinosa is the source of this 2934-nucleotide messenger RNA. NCBI's taxonomy places the organism in Eukaryota, Oomycota, Peronosporomycetes, Peronosporales, Peronosporaceae. The record is from the annotation of a GenBank genome assembly.
AUGAGCCAUCGCGUGCUCGUGGCUUUAUUCGUGCUGCAUGGUGCAGCUCUCUAUUUAUUCACAACAGGUUUCUUCCUCACUCGCUUUGAAGUGUCGGAUCUCAGCACUUGUCAUGUAUUUCCUUCAACUACAGACGUUGUUUUCCCACAUCUUCGUCAUGGCCAUGAACCCAUUAUAAACUCAGCUAGCACGACUUCGAGAGACUGUUGGAUGCCUCGUCGUUUUCGUCGUAUCGUGUUUGUGGUAAUUGACGCACUACGAUUUGAUUUUGCAGUCUCGGGAUCAAGUACUCAAUGGUCAAGUUUCUAUAGUGAUCGACUACCAGUUUUUAAUGAGACGUUGACGAGGGAACCGGAUCACGGCUUGCUGGUUAAAUUCGUGGCGGAUCCACCUACGAUGACCAUGCAACGUCUCAAGGGACUAACGACUGGAUCGUUACCGACGUUUCUUGAUAUCAAGGACAAUAUGGCAGCUAGCAGUCAAAUUGUUGAGGACAAUUUGUUACGUCAGAUGCGAGCACAACAACGUGGAGUUGUGUUUAUGGGAGAUGACACCUGGGACGCGCUAUAUGAGCGUGAGUUUACGAGGAAAUAUGCAUUUGAUUCAUUCAAUGUCAAAGAUCUUGACUCGGUGGAUCGUGGAGUCACGGCACAUUUAUUUCCUGAGCUGCAGAUGCCGGAUUGGGACUUGCUGAUCGCACAUUUUUUAGGAGUCGAUCAUGUUGGACAUACACAUGGACCGAGCUCUGUCUUUAUGGCUGAAAAGCUAGAUGAGAUGAAUCGCGUCUUGACACACUUGAUACAGGAGUUGAAAGAUAUGCCAGAUGGAGAAGAUGUGCUGCUAGCUGUUCUAGGAGACCAUGGCAUGUCGGCCGAUGGAAAUCAUGGUGGUGCUAGUGACGAAGAAACAGGUGCCGCACUCUUUCUGUAUAGCAAAGCAUCGCUUCUGGCUACCGGAGGAGACAGUGAGGGAGAGAAUGCAAGCGAGCUCCGAAAGUAUGCCGAGAAAUUGCUUGACAGUUCGCGCGAAGUGCCACAAGUCGACCUUGUUCCCACUUUGGCACUACUGAGUGGCUUGCCAAUCCCGUUUGGAAACCUUGGUAGUGUCAUUCCGUCGCUGUUCUUCGUCCCCCCGUCUUCAUUUGACAAAGACGAAAACAGCGCGUUGGCUGCAUUCCAGACUCUGAAUCAUGCCUUGCGAUUAAACCUCGAUCAGGUGCGGCGUUAUCUCUUUCGGUAUUCGUCCGCAUCCAAGUUGCCCAAGCGAGCAUAUGAUCAGCUUGAAAAACUCUUUGAAGACAUUCGACGUCUUGAAGGUCAACUUGAAUCAGUACAAGGAAGCAGCAAAACGCCUGCCUACUCGAAGGCGGAUCUCCCGUUGCUACUGCGUCUCCACGAAGAUCUGUCUAAGCAGCAACAGAACUACCUGCGUGAAGCCCUAUCGUUAGGGCGCUCCCUUUGGACGCAGUUUGACUUUUGCAGCAUGGGCUGGGGCAUGAUGCUUCUUUCGUGGGCCUUCAUCAUUGGCGCUAUAGCUACACGGGCUGCCAGUGCUCAUUCCAUCAGUGAGUCGUGGAACCCCCCAUUAGGUGUUCUUGCCGGGGUGGGCAGUCUGCUCUUCCUUUGCCCAGCAAGUGUUAACCUGCCACUUCUCCCAGCAGCUCAACUUUCACGAGGACUGGUAGCAACUUCUUGCACUUGCCUAGCGAAUAUGACUUCACACUUUGUGUUUCGUCGACGAUGCAAAGCAUCUACAACCAGAACCGACGCAAGAACACUGCUGUCGUCAAUUUCGGCAGUGUGGGUGGUGUCCGCAGUGAUCGUAGUGCUUCAUGCGCUAGCACUUCUCUCUAACAGCUACAUCGUCGCGGAGGACAAAGUUAUGCAAUACUUGUCAGCAACCACUGGAUUCUUCUUGCUCGCGUAUACCCAGAGCAUGGGUACCAGCCGGAAUGUCGCUACAGGUGCUGCACUAGCUUUCAUCUUUGCAACACGACUGAGCAGCGCGCUGGAGCCGCCCAAUAUUAUCAAGGCAUCCGCGACUCUAAGGCAAACUUUCGUUCCACUGGUUGGUAUUGCUGUCCUCGCUGUUGCAUCUUCCGCGCAGGCGACAAAAUACACUGAACAGAAGCUGUCCCUUGCAAGCCGACUGAUGCUUACAUCAUCGUUGGUGAGCUACUGCGCGUGCGGAAUCUUUUGGGCUGCUUCACCUAUCCAAAUUACAAUCCUGAGACUGUGGCUGCCGCGGUUCGUUUACAUAAUCUUCCUGGGAGCACUCAGUUGCUUACUCGCGCGUGUAGUACGGCAAACCAUGCGAAAGGAUCCCUGGGAGUUAACACCUGACCACUUGCUGUUGGUCUGGCAGCUCGUCCCAGCAUUCAUGCUAGUGCUGGGACCUACGUCUCCACUGUCGGUGUUGUGUCUUGUGGUGCAGUGUCUAAGCUUAUCAUUCAUUGUCUCGUGUCAUCAAUUCACUUCCCCGACACUAUUUGGAGACAUAACGCCAUGGGUACUGCUUUGGGCUUCGUGCUCAUACCACGCAUUCUUCACAACAGGCCAUGCAAACACAUUUACAAGUUUGCAAAACGCUGCCGGAUUUGUGGGCUGUGACGUCUUCAAUUUUUACGUUGCAGGGGUUCUUCUUGGCCUCAACACGUUUGGCUGCUUUGCGUUGGCCGUACUGGCGCUUCCUUGGUUAAGUUUGAAGCGACAUUCUGACGAAACCACAGUCGUUCUUGCUUUCUCGGCCUAUUUCUCGCUGAAUGCGCUGGUAUCAACCGUGUUUGUCGCGCUCCAACGAAGGCAUUUAAUGGUGUGGGCUAUCUUCGCGCCCAAAUUUAUCUUCGAUGGGGUGGUCCUGCUGGUCACGGAGUUGCUGCUGAUUCUGCUGUAUGCUCCAUUUUCAAAGCAUACUCAGUCAAGACACAUAGACUAG